GGUUUUGUAUUAGACUGUCGCGCGCUUCAUCCGAAAAUUAGUACUUCCUACCAUUUGAUGCAAAAGGACUGUUUAUUGUUUAUAUUACGUGUUUGAGUGAUUUAUAUUGAUAAUUCAGAUUUUAUUAUUAGUUACUCAUUUUGUUUAUCACCAUCAAAAAGUACAAAAUGAUUUGGAUUUUGUCCUUGUGUUUUUUGAUGUCUUUCACCUACGUCAGCCCUCAACCGGUUCGUUGUCAGGAAGACACGCAGUGCUCCAGUGGUUAUUACUGUGAGAUAGCAUUGAAUAUUUGCCGAGAAUGCAUUAACUGCGAAGAAUUGAAGCGCGAACCAUCAACACGUUUUCCACCCAAUACUUGUAUCAAAUCUGUAGUCGACUGCGGUACGUGUAAGAAAGGGUUAGUGUUAGACCACGACGCUGAUAUAAGCGGCGAAUGCGUGAGGCCCGACGACCGAGAGGAGAGCGCCGUGUUGCCUCCUUACGUGUGGGCGCUGAUCGUCAUCGGGCUACUGUUGUUCGUCGUCAUCGUAUUCUACUUGCUGAGGCACAGGGAUAUGUUCAAGGUUUUAGCUUCGGCUCGCACUUCAGCGUCGGUGAGAUCUCAGUGCUACCGGGUUAACGCCACAGCCCCCGACUUCCCUCCGCCCUACAAUCCGGGGACCGACGAUCCAGGAUCCGGCACCCACGCAGCGUAUCCGCCCCUCACCAGCGUUGGACACGACGAAGAGCUAUCGCGUCCGUUCAUUAAGCCGGCCUGGCCAAACCCGCUUCAGGAACUGCGCGAGUCCGACAACAGACAGUCCUCUACGGUCUUCAAUCCGCCGGCCUACGAACAGUCCGAACCGCCUUCCGACACUAAUAACGAACAGGCUGACAAAGAGCCCGACCGUAUAUCGCUGCACGACGAAGACACGGUCGAGAGCCCGUGGACACCGAACACAUCCAGUGCCAACAACAACAACAAUAACAACAAUACCGUAGUUGCUAAAAGCCCGAACGAGAGUGCGGUUGUAUUGGCGGCGGCGGGCGCGAGCGGUUCGGGCGCGUCUUCUGCGGCGGGCGCGUCGGACGCGUCGGACGCGCCGCCUCCAGCCAAACUACGCCGGACUGUGCAGGAUCUGAUGAGUCGCAGCCGCGAGCCGAGCGCCGAGCCGGGCCGCGCGCACCCGCAGAUAACGCUCAACCUCCAGUGCAACAACAACAUGGUGUUCAACACCAUCGUCUGACGGUCAAGUCCACCAAUCGAGCGUACAACUAGGGAUGGGGUUUUCUUUUUUCAAAAUUGAUGGCAGCAAUUCCAGGCUGGGCAACCUUAAAAAUUGUGAUUUUUUUUUAAUUUCGGUGCUACACCUUCGGAAUAUUUGCUCAAUGUUCUAAUGUAGUUUUUAGUGUAGUUACUUUAGUUGCUCAUUAUACAAUAUUCGUGUGCCAUUUAUAUUUGGUCACAGCGUUACAUUAAUUAAGUUUAUUAGAUUAGUCAAUUUAAAGUUAAAAGUGCAUGCGCUUUUCGUUUUAAUAUAAUUGUUUUCUAGGCGAUGCACUUUGAUUAAUUUGUGUACUUUUAUUGUAUUUUAUUGUUUGCCUUACGAUUAACAAGUAUGAUUCUGUUCUUAUUUCGGUAAGUACUUACGGAGCGUGCGUUAACAUAUUUUAGCCAUGUUUUGCAUUUAAACAUUUUUUUUUUUUUUUUUUUAAUUUAGUUCUGUAGAAUACGAAUAUAAUAGUUUAUAAUAAUCUCGUUCUAAAUGUAGGUAGUAAACAAUUGUUCGAACAAAAGUAUUUUGUAAGUCUUUGAUUAGUAAAAUUGUAAAAAUGCAUAUCAAUCAACAAAUCAUAAUUUAAAAUGCGUUCAAGUUAUGAAAAGUUUAUGUAUUUUAAAUAAAUUAUUUACAUCAUCCUAUCUGCGAGUCUCAAAUGUCAUUACAACAAAAAAAAAGGUAUAAAUAAACAAAAACAAAGUUAAAUAAGACAAUAUUGGAAAACGAUUUAAAACAUUUUAGUUAUAGUCACCCUUCCUAAGUUAGGUAGGCUGUGUAGGUCGGGGUCAUAUUGAGCUCAAUUUUUACAUAAAUUUUAAUAAAAUUUUAUUGGCCUUAAAAACGAUUUAGAAGACACACAAAGAACUGGUGCUAUCCUACUAAAUUAGAAUGUCUGUUAAUCAAAUUGUCAUGUGUUUGGCAAACUAGCCGUAUUGUUUAGAUUGAAUACUCAUAAUUUAGUAAUCUAUGAUUGUCAUAACUUUAGUUCAAUAUUAGUGUUCAUAGAUACAUAUUUAAUGAGAUAUAUCUAGUUAAAAUGUAUGGUAGGUGGUCUGGCACGAGAUCAUUUUGAGAGCGAAAUCUCAAUCAGCGAGAUGUUUGCUCGGCAUAAGUCUCAGUGCGCAGUUGUAGACUUUAAAUCAGGACAUAAAAUUGUAUUGUCAUAAAAACUAUUGAGGCUUCAUGUUGCCACUCUACUGAAAUAUAAUAGUCGCAAUUAUUAAAUAUGAAAUUAUAUUUCGUUGUGAUUAUAAAAUAUUAUUAUUGCAUUUAACGAUGUUCCCAUCUACAACAGUUAUAGACUAUAGCAUUAUUUAACGAGCUAUUUCUAUGAAUAAUAUUUCAACGUAAUGAAUAAGUCGCACAGUACACUUAUGCAACCAUAAUUCUAUACAGGAUUUCUAUAAACUAAUAUUCUAUCCGUUAGGUUAUCAAUUAUGAUUAUUUAUUAUAAUUUAGAAUUAUUGCUUUAAUAGUGAUGUGUGCAAGUCAGUUGAAAUAUAUAACGUAUUUAUCAUUUGAUCAUAAAUCUUAUGUUAAACAGUAAAGGGAUCUCUGAUGUAUGUUUUAAAGGAGAAAAAAAAACAUUUGUUAUCAGGUGCACUCUUGUAGAAUUUCUUAGAUCAAUUGAUGUUAGUUUUUUUUUUCUUAAGUAAAUCGUGUUCUGGAACAUUGUUACUUUUUCUUGUAUAUCGAGAGAUGAAAGGCUAUUUGAUUCAAUCGACAUUUCGCUUAAUACGCGACAUUUAUCUUUGUAAUUAAAAUUUAGUUUUAUUUGAUAGUAGC
Molecule: messenger RNA, 3044 nt
Organism: Bombyx mandarina (wild silkworm)
Lineage: Eukaryota; Metazoa; Arthropoda; Insecta; Lepidoptera; Bombycidae
Source: RefSeq, a predicted model, not a curated record